Molecule: messenger RNA, 3642 nt
Organism: Acytostelium subglobosum LB1
Lineage: Eukaryota; Evosea; Eumycetozoa; Acytosteliales; Acytosteliaceae
Exons: 6
Coding region: 1-3642 (1213 amino acids)
Source: RefSeq, a predicted model, not a curated record
AUGACUACAGUGGCGGCGGCCCCUACCAACACCAGCACCAUGGCCGACUCCUCAAACAACAUCAAUGAUAACAACAAAGGAGGUUCAUCCGAUGAUGCCAAAGUACAAACACCAGUGGUAUCUACAUCUGCAGCUUGCUCUCUGUUUGAUGGCAACUUCUCUGGCACUUGGAAGGCCUUUGGAGAUAUAUUAAAUACAUUGGCCAAUGAGCGAGAGUCAAGUAUAAGGCGAGCGAACACUAUAACAAAGUCCAACAAUAUAAUGGCCAACAACGAUAACAACAACAAAGACAAGAGCAUAGAUGUAGUAAUAGAAGACUCUGCUGCUACUGCUGCUGUGGUCGAUAGCGAAGCGAACAAUAACAACAACAACAAUAACAACAGUGAUACCAAGUCCGAAGUCAGUGAUGAAGAUACUACAAUCCCCGUGUUGAGCGAAAGCUACAUGGAUGUGUUUGGUAUACUUCCUUCCAAGGACCCUCUGGUGUUGGUCGUCUGCAACAGAUGCUCAAAGACCAUCAAGCAGUCACGAUUCGCUGCUCACUUUGAGAGUUGUAUAAACGAUCCUGAUGAGCCAAGGCUCAAGCGAAGCUCACUAUCUCAGGAGUUGAGACGAAGGAAUGGAAUCAAUAACAAUGUAAUGGAUAAGAAGAACGUUGCCAAUGUAAAUAAUCAGAGUUCAUCGUCGGCAUCAACGGCCGCAGCUCCAACAGUACCACUGUCGCGUGGUCGUCCCAAGAAGAAGGUUGACGCACCGCCCGUACAACCACCACUCGAAUCCAUCACAGCCAAGAAGGUUGCCGUCGCUCUAUCAUCAAGGAAACGCACCAAUGACACACUCAAUAAUAAGGUACAGAAUAGUACUGUUGCUGAGGAUGGGAUGGAUAUUGAUGGAAAGGCAGAGUCGGAGAAGAGCUCAUCGUCGGCUGGAAGCUCGACCACUGCAUUGCUGGAACAGGACAAGUCGCUGAGCGACUCAAACGACGAGGACAUGGUGGUGAGCGUCGAGCUGGACCAGAACGUCAUCUCGGCCACAGCCAUCCCAAUCACGCUGAUACCAAUCGCCACACGCUCCUACAUUCGUUGCAACAAGCUACGUCGCGUGAUCGUCAGUCUCGACCCUGGCUACAAGCUGACGAGUGCGGCGGCGCCCAUAUUCACCAACGAGGACGACUACUCGGCAAGCAGUGAUGAAGAGCCGGACCACUCCGCUCGGCCCAUCAUUGGCCCAUCAAACACUGCUGCAUCGGCAACGAUCAAUGGCAGCUACCACGUCUACCAGCGCCAACAGCAGUUGCAACAGCAGCAACAGCAACAACAGAACAUGGCCCAGUCUGCUAACAUGCCCACGCCAAUCACAAACAACAUGACGGUCACUUCCAACCAGCCAAUGGGCAACAUGGCCAAUGGCGGCGCCAUGACGGCGAUCAACCACGCAAUUCCAUUUGGAGGACCAAACAAUGGCGCCGUUGGACAGAUGAACCCAAUGAUGAACCCUGUUGGUCAGCAACAGUUGUCCUCGUCGACGGGUGGCACCAACAACAUGAUGGCCAACGUCCCGCCAACGUUUGUGGGAGGCGCAAUGACCAUGGCACCACUGCUACAACACGGUGGUGCUGGCCAGCAGCAGCAGCAGGCCAAUGUACAGACCACUGCCCAGAUGCCUGGACAACAACAGCAGGGCAUGAUGCCAUCGCCACAGCAGGCUCAUGGCGCCGUCACAUCACCAUUGAUGGCAUCGCAGUCGUCGGUGCCAACAAUGCCCGCUGCGCCAGCAACAAACAACGCAGCCACAACGACUGCAUCAAACGCCAAGUCGCCGCCAAAGAAGAAGAAGACAUCCAGCCGAUCAAAGAAGACUGUGGACAAGUCGGCCAACUCGACGCCCAACCAAACACAUGCCUCGACACCUCUGACGACCGAGGGGUCGACGCCCCUCAACGAAGGCAUGUCCUCACCAGCCUCUUCUCUAUCGGCCUCGUCCGACUUUGUCUCUGCCGAGUCCAGCAGCACCAGCAGCAAAAAGAAGCGAUCGUCCUCAAAGAAGGAGAAGGCAUCUUCGUCAAAGGACUCCAAGUCAUCGAAGAAGUCCUCGUCCAAGGAUUCAAAGGAUUCAAAGGACUCCAAAGACUCCAAAGACAGCAAGGACUCUAAGGACUCAAAAGACUCCAAGAAGAAAUCUUCUUCGUCAUCAUCAUCAGCAGCGGCCACAGCGACUGCAGCAGCAGCGACAACAGCAAGCUCGUCAUCGACAGCGACGGCUCCAGCCACACCGACACAACACCCAACACCAACAACUCCGGCAAUGGUCCAACAGCCAACGGCCACUCACCCUUCAAUGGUCCCACUGCAACCCCAACAACAAGCACAACCAAUGCCAAUGCAACCACAACAGAUGCACCAACAACAUCAACAGUUGACAAUGGGCCAGCAUAACAUGCUGCCUCAGCAACCUUUGCAACAACAACAACAACCUCCACUACCUCAACAACAACAACACCAAAUUCAACAACAACACCUACCUCUACAACAACAACAGACUAUGCAACAGCCAAUGCAGCAGCAGCAGUAUACGCUGCAGCAACAGCAACAACUGGCGCAACAACAACAAUUCCAACAACAACAACAAACGUCUCAACAAGCUGUUGGCUUCCAACAGCCUGCCUCCUACCCGAUCCAAUACCAACCGGUGGUGCAACAACAGCAGCAACAAACACCCAAUGUACAGAUUCAUCAACUCCAACAGCCCACCCAGCAGUAUAUCCCACAGCAACAAGGGCAGUUCCAACAGCAGCCACAGUACCAGCAGAACAUCCCGCAACAAAUGUAUUCACAAGUGCAAGUGCCAAUCAAUCCACAGCAGUUCCAGCAGCAGCAACCCGUACAGCAGGCACAGCACAAGCAGCCUGCUGUUGUGCAGCAGCAAUACCAGCAUGUACAGACGCAACAACAGCCCUUGCAACAGCAGCAGAUAGGAGUGCAGCAACAGCAGGCGCAGCAAUUCAAACAGCCAAUGCCACAGUAUAUCUAUGCUCAACAACAACCGCAACAAGUUGUUGUCGCCGGUGUUGGCCAGCAGCAGGCGCAGCCACAGCAGAUCAACUACGGAAUGUCAAUGCCAGGCCAGCCCAUCCAGACCUACCAAAAUACACCUGUACAAUACCAACAACAAACAACCGCACAACAACAACAACAGUUUGCCCAGCAACAGCAGGUGCAAGGACAGGCCAUGCGAGCGCCAAACACUGGCAUGGUUCAAGUACCAUCGCCUCAGCAGCAGCAGCAAAUGCAGCAUCAGUUCCAGCAGCGAUCAAUUGGCUCGCCCGCGGGCAUGGUCACGCAGCAGCCACUGCCACAACAAGCGCAACCACCAAGACCGAUUGGAUCACCGGCGGGCAUGGUCACUCAACAGCCACAUGCUCAGCAACAGCUGCCACAACAGGCAGCUGUCUAUGCCAACGCCAUGGCAAUGAAGCAGCAACAGCCACAACAGUUGCAGCCACAACAAGUGCAACAACAGGCUGCAGGCAUGCCAAUUGCUCAGAACAUGUACAACACAUACAACAUGAUCCCAGGCAACAUGGUCACAAUGAUGUCGCCCAACGCCAAUCAAUCCGGUCUGCCUCCAACAACCCAUCAGUAA